AUGUCGAGUUCAGGGACGGGCUUCCUGGGCCGCUCGAGCAGCAGCAAUGCGAACAUGCGCGGGUUGGUCCAGUUCAUCGCCGAUCUUCGAAAUGCGAGAGCGCGCGAACUCGAGGAAAAGCGAAUCAACAAGGAGCUUGCCAAUAUCCGUCAGAAGUUCAAGGAUGGCAACCUGAGUGGCUACCAUAAGAAGAAAUACGUCUGCAAGCUGCUGUACAUCUACAUCUUGGGCUGGAACGUCGAUUUUGGUCAUCUCGAGGCUGUCAACCUGAUCUCUGCCAACAAGUACUCUGAGAAGCAGAUCGGUUAUCUGGCCAUGACUCUGUUCCUCCACGAGAAGCACGAACUGCUGCACCUUGUCGUCAACAGUAUUCGCAAAGAUCUGCUCGACCACAACGAACUAUUCAAUUGCCUUGCACUCCAUGCGAUUGCCAACGUGGGAAGCCGAGAAAUGGGUGAAGCUCUCAAUGGAGAGGUCCACAGGCUCCUGAUCUCUCCAACCUCCAAAUCGUUUGUCAAGAAGAAGGCUGCCUUGACACUACUCCGACUAUAUCGCAAGCACCCCGACAUCGUAUCCCCUCAAUGGGCGGAGCGCAUCAUUCACCUGAUGGAUGAUUCCGAUCUCGGCGUUGCUCUCUCGGUGACCUCGCUGGUCAUGACCUUGGCGCAGGACAACUUGGAGCAAUACAAGGGAGCAUAUGCCAAGGCAGCUGCUCGCCUGAAGCGAAUCCUUAUCGAUGGGGAAUACACGACGGAUUACCUCUACUACAAGGUUCCUUGCCCCUGGCUGCAGAUCAAGCUGCUACGGCUCCUUCAAUACUUCCCCCCAUCAGAGGAUACGCACGUCCGAGACAUGAUCCGAGAGUCGCUGCAAAAGAUCUUGAACUUGGCCAUGGAGACCAACAAGAAUGUGCAGCAGAACAACGCCCAGAAUGCGGUUCUUUUCGAAGCCAUCAAUCUCAUCAUCCACCUGGACACUGAACAUGGCUUGAUGAAGCAAAUCUCGACCAGACUGGGCAAAUUCAUUCAGAGCCGGGAAACCAACGUGAGGUAUCUUGGCCUGGAGGCCAUGACCCAUCUUGCCGCACGAGCAGAAACUCUUGAUCCUAUCAAGCAGCACCAAGAAAUCAUCCUAGGCUCCCUCAAGGAUCGAGAUAUCAGUGUCCGUCGCAAGGGUCUUGAUCUACUCUACAGCAUGUGCGACGCAUCGAAUGCGCAGGUCAUUGUUGGCGAACUGCUGCACUACCUGCAGAAUGCCGACUUUGCCAUCCGAGAAGAAAUGGUCCUUAAGAUUGCCAUUCUUACGGAAAAGUACGCUACUGACGUGCAGUGGUACGUCGACAUCUCCCUACGGCUCAUCGCCAUGGCCGGAGAUCACGUCAGCGACGAGGUGUGGCAGCGAGUGAUCCAGAUUGUGACAAACAACGAGGAACUCCAAGUCUAUGCGGCGCAGAAUGCGUUGCAGUACGUCAAGGGUGACCAUUGUCAUGAAACCCUGGUUAAGAUCGGUGCCUACAUCCUGGGAGAGUUCGGCCACUUGAUUGCCGACCAGCCUCGUUGCAGUCCCAUUGAACAGUUCCUCGCCCUUCAGAGCAAGCUAACCGCGUGCUCGUCGAGCACUCGUGCCAUGAUUCUCUCAUGUUUCAUUAAAUACGUCAACCUGUUUCCGGAAAUCAAGCCUCAGCUCAUCCACGUGUUCGAGUUCCACAGCCACAACCUGGACUCUGAGCUUCAGCAGAGAGCUUGCGAGUACAUGACUCUUGCAAGCAUGCCGACUGACGACCUCCUGCGUACCAUCUGCGAUGAGAUGCCACCCUUCCCCGAGAGACAAUCCGCACUUCUGUCUCGUUUGCACCAGAAGCAUGCUAAUACGAGUGACCGAAGAACCUGGGUGGUGGGAGGAAAGGAUGCCAACGCCGACGCUAGGGAGCUUAGCAUGGGAACUGGAGCUCUUAAGAGGACCUUUAGUUCCAAUGUGUCUCUGAAUGGCAAGACCAAUGGCCAAGGCGCGUCUGGAGCAAAUGGUCAUGGCAACGGCGCGGCCGAUCUGGCUGGCCUUGAUAUGAACGCACCCACGCCAUCCGAGCCCAAGAUGCUGAAGGCGCCGAACCUGGCUAGUGCUGCUCAUCUGUCACCUGGAUGGGAGCCUGGGUUCAACAAGCUGCUGGUCAGGUCUGAUGGUGUACUAUACGAGGACGGACAACUUCAGAUUGGUGUCCGGUCCGAGUAUCGUGGCCAGAUGGCUUGCUUGAUCACAUAUUUCAAGAACAAGACCCCUGCCACCAUGAGCUCGUUUACAACGACCUUGGACUUGGACGAGAGCGAAAAGAACAACCUGACAUGGGAUGUUAAGAACCUCCCUGACAGUACCAUCGUCCAAGGCGGACAAUCUCAGCAGGUUGUCAUGUUUGAGGCGAAGAAGAUCUUUGAGAAGAGCCCUACAGUGCGCAUCAGCUACCUGGCUGGUGCCCUCCAGGCCCUCACUCUGAAGCUUCCCGUGGCGAUCCACAAAUUCAUGGACCCGGCAGACUUGUCUGCGGAGGACUUUUUCAGGAGGUGGAAGCAGAUUGGCGGAGCUCCCCGUGAAGCUCAAGGAAUCUUUGGAUUGUCUGGCAAAGGCGGCGGCAGGGAGAUCACAGAGAGCUUCAUCUCCAAGACAGUGGAGGGAUUCAGAUGGCGUGUGCUGGACAUGGUGGACCCCAAUCCAAAGAACUUUGUCGGUGCGAGCGUGCUUCACACAUCUGAAGGGGGCAAGUUUGGCUGUCUCAUGAGACUGGAGCCAAACUAUGGAAACCAGAUGAUUCGACUCACUAUUCGGGCAACGGAUGAUUCGGUUCCAGCUGUUUUGUUGAAGUAUAUGCAGGAACGGCUUUCUGCAGGAGUGUCGACGUCACCAGAGUUUGAAGCACCCUCUCGAGAGCAGAUUUCGGACGCUUUCCGCAACAUCAUGGUUUCCUGA
Fusarium keratoplasticum is the source of this 2958-nucleotide messenger RNA. RefSeq names its product AP-2 complex subunit alpha. Gene Ontology annotation, cellular component: AP-2 adaptor complex; membrane coat. Lineage: Eukaryota; Fungi; Ascomycota; Sordariomycetes; Hypocreales; Nectriaceae. Bases 1 to 2958 code for a protein of 985 amino acids. The transcript has 4 exons. Gene Ontology annotation, biological process: clathrin-dependent endocytosis; intracellular protein transport. Gene Ontology annotation, molecular function: clathrin-cargo adaptor activity. The record is from RefSeq and is a predicted model, not a curated record.